CUGAAAGAGUUCAGACCGCCUUAAUUGGUUACUGCGCUACAUUAUGCAGAAGGGUACUCUAAAUAUUGAUGAACAGCAAUCUUCUGCUGAAUUUUUUGCACAUGAUGGGAUUUUUACACUCGAUUCAGCGCAGUGGUUCAGAGUAGUGAAUUCCUUAAUGAAUCUGCAAGUUUGUAACAAUUAUCUGGUCGGUGCUACUUCAAAAAAUACCCUAAUAAGAACGUCUACUGUUCCUCCUUACAAUAUAUCUGAAAUUGAAAUUAGCCGCCUUUCAGAUGACCGAGUCCAUAAUAUUUUUCUGGAUCCUAUGGGUUGGCAUACUGUAAUAAGUAUGCAGUCUGGCACAAAUUUCUACAUCAAUAAAGGUAUGAAAAAGGUUCGCCCUUUAAACAAGACAAAAGAUCAUUUGUUUGACUCUAUAGCUUGGAAUCAUCAUAAUGUUAAUGAAUUGUCUACACAAGAAAUUUUAAUCGGUACAAAUGAUGGACUAAUAUUUGAAACAAUGCUUAUGUUUAAUGAAGAUAGCUUUUUUAGUUCGGGAACUAUUGAACAGUAUUGGAUCCAGAUGAUUAAUUUAGGACAUAGUGUAACAGGUGUAGAAGUGAUUCGCUUUCCUAUUGGUUCGCCUAAUGUACUAGUUGGUGAACCGCAACGAUGUGUAGUCUUUGCUACAACACCUUGUCGUAUGUAUCAAUUUGCUGGAUGGAUAAAUACUAACAGUUCAACAACCGGUUCAAUUUUAUCUCAUCUAGCAGCAAAUACUGCUACAUCCGGUAUAUCCAAUGCAAUAAAUGCUUAUACUGGAGGUCAUAGGUCUAGUUUAGUGAAUGAAUAUAAUCAACAACAAUCUGUUGGGAUACAAAAUACAACUAUAUUUCCCAUUAUCACUGGACUAUUCUCUAGUGUAUUCAACUCAGAUGAUAAACUACCUGUUGGAUCCAAAGUUACUGAAUUUCCCGGAAGUUUUGGAUAUAGUGAUUUAAAACUUUAUCGUAAUGUAAAAGAUGAACUCCCUAGUAAAUUUGCUUGGAUGACAGGUCCAGGUGUUUACUUCGGUUACAUAAGAACAGAACAAUUAAGUAUGCCUCCAUUUACAAAACUUUCAACAAAUGAUCAACCAAUUGAUGUAAAAUCAUUUCCAAAUGAAGUUGUUUCCCUUCUACCUACUGCCACUGAUAAUACAGAUGAUCCGAAUCGACCGAAAGAUAUAUUCUCUGGUCGUGGUGUUAAUUUAACGCGAAAUACAAAACUUAUCCCGUAUCCAAUUAUUCAUAUGCUUGAACGACCUGGUGUACCAUUAGGCAUUUGUUUGACAGAAUUUCAUCUUAUCAUUAUCUAUGUGGAUCGCAUUAAAGCUGUGAAUACUUUAGAUGGUCGAGCAGUUUAUUCAAUGCCGUUAAAUAAUAUCAUUGGCUGUGAACGGGCUUUAGGUAUAUCGCGUGACUCAUUAUCUAAUCAUAUUUGGAUAUUCAGCAAUAAUCAUUUGGCUCGAUUGAAUAUGAAGAAUGAAUUAUGUAGAAUAUGGCAAAUCUAUUUGGAUCGUCUACAGUUUGAUGAAGCGCGCCAAUUUUGUCAGGAUCCUGGUCAAAUGGAUACCAUCAAUAUACGUGAAGCGGAAUAUAAUUUUGAUAAUGAAAACUAUGGACUUGCAGCUAAAUUAUUUGCUCGUAGUUCUAUACCGUUUGAACAAAUUGCAUUACGUUUUUUUCGUUUAUCAUCAUCAUCAUCAUCAACAACAACAACACAUACAAUAGAUCUUUCAUCAACCAUUAUACCAUCUACAUUAAUUCAACAAGGUUAUGAAAUUAAUGAUGAUCAUGAUAUUAUGGAAGCAUUAAUUAUUCAAUCAAAACAACAAUAUCCAAUCAAUGACAAACUAACAGGACUAAUUGAUUCAUCUAUAAAACAAUGUAAAUCAUUCAUAACAUCAAUCCAUUCAUAUAGUAGUACAUUGACACCAUUGAAAAUAUUUUUAUCAUCAAAAUUAGAUUAUUUAAUAGAACAGAAUAAUCAAAUAAUAAGUAAUAUCAAUAAACAAUCAGUAGUAAAUUUAUCAGGUCAAAUAAUUUUAUUAGCAAUUUGGUUAAUAGAAUUAUUAAUAACUGAAUUGAGUGUGAUACGUGAUCGUCUUAAAAUGAUAACAAAAUUGGAUCAUAAUAAUGAUGAUCUUGAUGAAAUAGUUAAUGAUAAUGAUCAAAAUAACAAGAUGAUUAGUGAUGGAAAUGUUACCGUUAACAAUAAUGAUAAUUGUGAUGAUAAAGUUAAAUUAACAUUACAAAAUCGUCUAGCUUCUGUACGACGUGAAUUUCGUACAAUCAUAGUAUUACCGGAAGUAUUGAAUUUUUUACCACAAGCAAAAUCUUUGAUAUACGAUUUACUGGAAAAUCAUGGGGAAAAUGAUGAACUUGUUUAUUUUAUGGAAUUAAUGAAAGAUUAUCCUCGUUUAGUGGAUCAUUAUAUGCGUCAAUGUAUGUACAGUGAUGCCUUAAAAAUAUUAGCCACCUAUCCAAACUGUUUAAAUCGACUAUAUGAUCAUGCAUCAUGCUUAGCUAGUAAAUGUCCAGAAGAAUUUGUCAAUGUAUGUCUUCGUUUAAACAAUAAAUUGGAUAUUAAUCGACUUCUACCUUCAAUUAUGUUGUUACCAAAUAAUUAUGCAAUAAAUUACUUAGAAGAUACUAUUGGAAUAUAUACCAAUAAAAAUAUAUCAAAUCAAGCUGUACAUCAUAUGCUUAUUUCAUUGUAUGCUAAUGAAUAUCAUUUAAAUCAUAAUGAUGAUAGAUUAAUGAAAUAUUUAGAAAAAUUUAGUAUCCAAGCCAUUCAUAUAAGACGUUUAAAACAACAACAUCAACAAAAUAUUGUCGAUAAUGGAGAUUUAUUCAAUGAUUAUCAAUUAAUGAAUAUGGAUCUAACUGAAUUAUCAUUGCUAGAACAUGAUAAUGAUACAGUGAAUGAUUGUUCUACCGGUAAUGUAAUGAAUAAACUAAAAUGUUUAACAAAUCAACAUCAAGAACAAGAUAUCCAGUCAUUGUUACCCUAUGAUCCUGGUUAUGUGCUUCGUUUAUGCAAAGAAGUUGAUCAUUUAAAAGGUGUACUUUAUAUACUACAAUUAUUGGAUAUGCAUCAGGAAGCUUUACAAUUAGCCAUUGAAUUGAAUAAUAUUCCAUUCGCUAAAGAAAUUGCUCAAAGUGAAUUUUUGAAUUCUAAUGUACGUCGUCAAUUAUGGAUUCAAUUAGCACAACAUAUUAUUAGUACUGAUGGAAGUAUGCAAGAAGCUAUCAAUUUAUUACGAGAUUGUCCUCUAUUGAAAUUAGAGGAUAUUCUUCCAUAUUUUCAUCAGUUUGUUACUAUUGAUCAGUUUAAAGACGUGAUCUGUUCGUCACUGGAUUCGUAUAAUGAACGGAUUGAUAAUGUGAAAAACGAAAUACAAAGUACGAUGAAAACUAUUGAUGAAUUACGUACACAGUCGAAUAAUCUACGAUAUAGAUAUGAAAUUAUAGAGAAUGAUUCACGUUGUACUCAUUGCAAUCACCUUUUAACUUUACGUGCAUUUUAUGUAUUUCCUUGUGGUCAUAAUUUUCACAUAAGUUGUCUCACUGAAUUGGUGAAACCAUAUUUAUCAGCAGAGGAAAAAUCACAAUUGUCAAAAGUUGUCGAAUCUCAAAAUCUUGGAAAUAAUCCAUCUGUAACUAAUGUUGAAGAUCUAUUUGAUGAAAUCAUUGCUAAUGAUUGUGCUCUAUGCGGUCAUAUAGCCAUUGAAAAUUUAUCUAAAUUAUAUUAUGAAAAUCAAGUGAAUUAUGAUAAUGAAUUAUCAAUUUGGCAAUAGAUAUUUAUCUAGAAACAUGUAUAGAUAUAUGUAUGCCUAUCACACCUCAUUCUGCA
Molecule: messenger RNA, 3879 nt
Organism: Schistosoma bovis
Lineage: Eukaryota; Metazoa; Platyhelminthes; Trematoda; Strigeidida; Schistosomatidae
Source: the annotation of a GenBank genome assembly